Messenger RNA from Mesorhabditis spiculigera, 1560 nucleotides. The record is from the annotation of a GenBank genome assembly. Lineage: Eukaryota; Metazoa; Nematoda; Chromadorea; Rhabditida; Rhabditidae.
AUGUGUCGUGCCCUUGUUGGAGUCGGGGCGGUGCGCGCGCUUCUCGAUUUGAUUCGAGACCAACUCGAUUUUGGACAAAUUGAUAAUUUGAAGCCAUCUCGAAGCGUACUUUCGCUGCCCUCGCCGUCAGCCAGGCCGCCAUUUGCCUCGCAGGCCUCACCAAGUGCUGCAGCUCGGUCUUACUGCCGUCUGCAACGUGAAUGCACUGGCGACUCAGCCUUCCCGCAUACAUCGCUCAACUCUGCCGUCAACACGGUCAACCACUUCAUCAAUUCAAGUUAUGCGGAGCGCGAUAUACAACUCGAGGAGACGCACUUAUCCCUUCUGCGCUCGCUACUGAAUUGUCUGUGGUAUGCCGGUCAGGUGUGCGGGGCAGCCGUCAGCCCGUUGAUUUGUGACCGCUAUGGGCGAAAAGCGGCGUACAUGAUCUCUAUCUUCAUGAUGACCCUGGCUGGUAGCGUGCAGACCGUUGCCGCUCUCACCAGCUACCCCGAGGUGCUAGCUUUUGGAAGGAUCUUGUCGGCCGUCUUUUCUCCAUUAAGCGAUGCGGCACUGAUUCUCUACCUACAGGAGAUUUCUCCGGCUGCUCUGCGUGGGACGAUGUCAUCACUGUAUUCGACCGGCUAUUGCGUGAUCGGGUUGAUCGGCAUGAUCGUGGGCCACGAGCUUGUCCUAGGGCAUUCUCUCUUCUUACUGCUGGCAAUCCCGGCCCUCGUUGGGAUCCCGUCCAUCUUGUUCAGCGUCUUUAUGCCCGAGACCCCGAAAUACCUAUGGCUGUCGAAACACAACCAAGCGGGUGCCCUGAAGUCGUUGAAAUUUUUCCGCGGCAACUUCAGCAACCACACGAAUGAGUUGGAAGAGAUGAUCCGGGAGUCCGAUGAGAUCAACACGAGCAAAACAGACGGAUUGGGAUUUACGUCAAUGCUUUUCUCGAAGACGAUGCGGGCCGCAUUCGGCUUGUCGAUUUCCGUGCUUUGCCUCACCCUUCCAUUCUACCCACUUUUCCAAGGGAGCACGUACUUUUUCCUGCAGCUGGGCGUUGAAAGUAAUGUUGCCCAGCUUUCCUCGUCUGCGUUGAUGGUCGUCCUCACUAUUGCAUGCAUUCUCUCCACGGUCCUUAUUGAUCGUUUCCCCCGUCGAGCUCUUCUGCUAACUUCUGGUUUCGCGGGUGUCUUCUCACUUUCCAUGUUUGUACUUUGUGCCACCGUACGGGAACCCCUCGGUGCGAUGUGCUCUACUUAUGCUUUCAUUUUUGCUUAUGGAAUCGGUAUCGGGCCAAUUGCAUGGAUGGUUCCCGCCGAGCUUGUCCCCCUCUCUAGUAGGUCAAUGAUGUUCUGCACGUGCUACGCUGUUCACAGCGUUUUGGUGGUAAUAACGAGCUUCAUCACGGUGCCGCUUUGCGACUUGUACGGCGCCUCGGCCUUCGUCCCGAUCUUCAUACUGCCGUCGAUUGUUGCCCUUCUCUACAUUGCUUUAUACUUACCUGAAACCAAGGGGCGGGCUAUCCACGAGAUUUUGGCAGCCCUUCGGAAUGGACACAAGAUUUCGCCAACCCUCGAC